Messenger RNA from Cebus imitator (Panamanian white-faced capuchin), 2481 nucleotides. RefSeq names its product homeodomain interacting protein kinase 4 (gene HIPK4). Gene Ontology annotation, biological process: peptidyl-serine phosphorylation; peptidyl-threonine phosphorylation. The coding region runs from base 324 to 2174 and encodes 616 amino acids. NCBI's taxonomy places the organism in Eukaryota, Metazoa, Chordata, Mammalia, Primates, Cebidae. The transcript is spliced from 4 exons. Gene Ontology annotation, cellular component: cytoplasm; nucleus. The record is from RefSeq and is a predicted model, not a curated record. Gene Ontology annotation, molecular function: ATP binding; protein tyrosine kinase activity; protein serine/threonine kinase activity.
CAGGACUCAGGUCUCCAACAACAGAACACCAGAGCCACUCAACAACGCUGAAACCCAUUCGGGGGGCCCAGGGCCCCUCGUACCAAGCCAGGAAGGCUUUAGGGGAGCAGGAGACCUGGGUGGGUUCUGGGUGUAGGCCCUGGCAGACUCACAGUGUGGCCAAGGGCUCUGGGGGUGUCAGGGAAGCAGGGGCCAACCUCACAGGAGAAGGCACGAGUGCGGUUCUCUUUCCCCCGCUGGGGGGCCGGUGGUGUCGGAGGCCUUGGCGGCGGAGCCAGUGGCGCAGGGGCCUGGGCAGGGCGGUGUCCGGCAGCAGGGACACCAUGGCCACCAUCCAGUCAGAGACUGAUUGCUACGACAUCAUCGAGGUCUUGGGCAAAGGCACCUUUGGGGAGGUAGCCAAGGGCUGGCGGCGGAGCACGGGUGAGAUGGUGGCCAUCAAGAUCCUCAAGAAUGACGCCUACCGCAACCGCAUCAUCAAGAACGAGCUGAAGCUGCUGCGCUGCAUGCGGGGCCUGGACCCCGAGGAGGCCCAUGUCAUCCGCUUCCUUGAGUUCUUCCACGACGCCCUCAAGUUCUACCUGGUCUUCGAGCUGCUGGAGCAAAACCUGUUCGAGUUCCAGAAGGAGAACAACUUCGCGCCCCUCCCUGCCUGCCACAUCCGUACAGUCACCCUGCAGGUGCUCCGAGCCCUGGCCCGGCUCAAGGAGCUGGCGAUCAUCCACGCCGAUCUGAAGCCCGAGAACAUCAUGCUGGUGGACCAGACCCGCUGCCCUUUCAGGGUCAAGGUGAUCGACUUUGGCUCGGCCAGCAUUUUCAGCGAGGUGCGCUACGUGAAGGAGCCAUACAUCCAGUCACGCUUCUACCGUGCCCCCGAGAUUCUUCUGGGGCUGCCCUUCUGCGAGAAGGUGGACAUGUGGUCCCUAGGCUGCGUCAUGGCUGAGCUGCACCUGGGCUGGCCCCUCUACCCGGGCAACAAUGAGUACGACCAGGUGCGCUACAUCUGUGAGACCCAGGGCCUGCCCAAGCCGCACCUGUUGCACGCCGCCCGCAAGGCCCACCACUUCUUCAAGUGCAACCCCCAUCCUGACGCCACCAACCCCUGGCAGCUCAAGUCCUCGGCUGACUACCUGGCCGAGACGAAGGUGCGUCCACUGGAGCGCCGCAAAUACAUACUCAAGUCCUUGGACCAGAUUGAGACGGUGAAUGGUGGCAGUGUGGCCAGUCGGCUGACCUUCCCCGACCGGGAGGCGCUGGCAGAACACGCCGACCUCAAGAGCAUGGUGGAGCUGAUCAAGCGCAUGCUGACCUGGGAGUCCCACGAGCGCAUUAGCCCCAGUGCCGCCCUGCGCCACCCCUUUGUGUCCAUGCAGCAGCUGCACAGUGCCCAUGAGACCACCCGCUACUACCAGCUCUCGCUACGAAGCUGCCGCCUCUCACUGCAGGUGGAGGGCAAGCUCCCCACGCCUGUUGUGGCCACUGCAGAAGAUGGGACCCCCUACUACCAUCUGGUGGAGGAGAAGGAGGCUGCAGGCAUGGGCAGUGUGGCCGGCAGUGGGCCCUUCUUCCGAGAGGAGAAGGCACCGGCUAUGCAAAGAGCCAUCGACCAGCUGGAUGACCUGAGUCUGCAAGAGGCUGGGCACGGGCUGUGGGGCGAGACCUGCACUGACGUGGUCUCCAACGUGCUGGCCCCCCUCAAGGCAGCCAUCACUGGCCGCCACAUGCCGAACUCGGACCCCGAGCCCAUCCUGGCCUUCUAUGGCAGCAGCCUGGCAGGCCGCCACAAGGCCUGCAACCCACCCUCGGGCUCCAAGUCCGACUCCAAAUUCAGCAAUCUCAUCCGGCUGAGCCAGGUCUCGCCUGAGGAGGACAAACCCUGCUGGGGCCACGACUGGGAGGAAGGAGAGCACAUUGGGGCCUCUGCUGAGUCCCCAGCCAUCCUGCAGCGAGGUGGAGAUGGGCCCAACAUUGAAGACAUGACCGUGGAUGCUGAGAGGCCAGACCCUGAGCUCUUCGACCCCAGCAGCUGUCCUGGAGAAUGGCUGAGUGAGCCAGACUGGACCCUGGAGGGCAUCAGGGGCCCCAGGGCUCAGGGGCUCCCACCCCGCCACUCCUACCAGCACGGUGCGCACCGGGCCACCAGCUUUCUCCAGCAUGUCAGCGGGCACCACUGAUGGUGAUUCCACCCCUGCCCGUCACUGGGGGCUGCACUAGCUGGGCUGGCAUCCCCUCCCAACCUGAACUGCUCCUCAGAGCCAUCUCCUGAACCAUAAAUUAUUCUUACAGAAAGAUAGUUAUCCAGAAAUUCCCAUUCCCCUGCCUGCAGUGCGUGCCUGCAUACCUCUCCUGAAUGCAGCAGGGCUUUGAAGUCUGGCCUGUGCCCCUUGGCUAGAGGGACAGCAGGAAGGGGGCUGCACCCCACUGGCCCUGCACCCAUCCUCGGCCCUGUUGCCUCUGUCUAUUUCAAUACAGAAGUGUUCA